Echinostoma caproni is the source of this 318-nucleotide messenger RNA. NCBI's taxonomy places the organism in Eukaryota, Metazoa, Platyhelminthes, Trematoda, Plagiorchiida, Echinostomatidae. The record is from the annotation of a GenBank genome assembly.
AUGGUUUAUGCGCAUUUUGCUACGACUCUCGUCGUUGACUGGAGACGUAUUGACUUAGGCUGUUUUCUGCGAAAUCGAUUUACUCCAGACGACAGACUGUUUAACCUUGAGUAUGCAGACGACUUUGUGCUAGUAAGUGAAGAUCUAGAUUUAAUUGACCCGGGCAGUCAGCAAAUGAUGAUACAAACUGAAGACGGACAAGCAAACAAUAUGUUGCUCUACAGUUCUGCUAUGGAAGGGCAACAUCAUCAGAUGGACGAGGCCGUAAUUGUGGGCCAAGAGGAGGAGAAAGAAAAUCACCAGUAUUCCUUGAGCUAA